UGGUGAUUAGAUUUAAAUGUGUAAAAAAAAAUUUCUCAGCAUAUGAUGAUGCUUGUCGGCUGGUGACAGGUUACGGCGGAAAGUCGUACAGUUGGGAAAGACCCGCCCUUCUCAAAGAUAAGUUCAGCCUUUUUCGCGGAUAGUGGCAAAACCUGUGCUGUGGCUUUAGAGAAUGGCGUUCAGAAUGAAAGCAGUAAAGAACAUUUUCCCGAAGGUACCGACGGAAAUUGCUGCCUUUAUUUUUGUAAUCUGCAUAAUACCAACUAUAUAUUUCUUUGAACUGUUUGUGGUUGUUCCGUCAUUUUAUCCCGUAUGGUCGGUAUGGUAUACUGUACACUUCACAUGUGGCACAUUUCUUAUGUGUAACAUAACAAGUAACUUCGUAGCCAUCGUCUGCACAAAUACAAGUGUCAAGGGACUCUUGUUACAAUCCAAGUUACAACCCAAGUGGCAUUUCUGCUCAGUUUGUGAAUCGGUUUCACCUCCUAGAUCUUGGCAUUGUGAUACCUGUAGUACGUGCAUUAUUAGACGAGAUCAUCAUUGUAUGUUUACUGGGUGUUGUAUUGGACAUUAUAAUUACAGAUUUUUUUUGGCGUUUGCGAUUCAUUUGUUUAUAGCCACAGCAUAUGCUACUUAUUUUAACGGCUAUUUUAUGUGGGAUAGGAUUAAUUUUCAAACACCCAUGGCACUACUGAAGAUAGUUUUCCCCUUGGCGAUGGUGGCGUUUGGAAUUGAUGUAUCAGAAACUCAGUUGUAUUUAAUACUUUUCUUAAUUACCAUAAUGGGCAUGCUCUUUAUGGUGGCUUUAUUAAUUUUUCAUACAAACUUAAUAUGGCAUGGAACAACUACUUAUGAGAAAAACCACAAAAUAAGAGAUUAUGAUUUAGGUUGGAGACAGAACUUCAAAGAUGUGUUUGGAGAAAACUGGUUUUUGGCAUGUUUUUUGCCAUUUGCCCAGUUAAAAUUACCUGGUGAUGGCAUUACUUGGAAUACCAGUGAUGUGUGGCAGAUGGAAGGACCAAAAAACAGAUGACAUUUUUAAGCACAUGCUUUAGAUAUUGUUUCUUUCACCAACUCAAUCUUUAUGAUUUGUGUGUGGAAUUAUAAGUGUUAUACAGAGUAUUUAUAUUUGUGAAUCAGUUGUAAGUUUCGCUGUACAAUCUAAUGAAGACAUGUUACUUCCAGAUAUUUGAUAUGACAAAGUUUCUAAUUUUGAUAUUAUAACAACAAAGCAAACAACUUGAGCAUUUAAAUAUAAUCUAGCGGCAAAAAAUAAAUUUUCAGUGGGAAGCAUAGUUUUGGUAACUCGUGAUUAUAAUCCAGAAUUUUGUAAGGUGAAGUAUGUGACUUGAGAACAAAGUGACCAGAAUUUAUGUAUUUCUCUGACUGCAGUUUUUAAAAUCAUUCUUAUCUAGUGUAAUUUCAUUUUUGAAUAAGGCACAUCAAAGUAUUGUUGUUUCAAUGUUUGUUUUAUGUAAAAAUGAGGGCUCAAUACAUUAGAAACAUUUCUUCCUCCAUUCUUGUGUUUUGCAGCACAGUAGAUAGAUAUGUUCAGUUAUGUUGCAACAGACAGUAUUAUUAUCCAUCUAGUCUAACCAUGAAUUGCAUCUCAUAUAUUGGAAAUAUUAUUGAUCCCUACCACACACUAACACCUAUAUAGCAUGUCAAUAACAAUCCAAAAAUAUGAAAUUAGGCAGUGUAACAUAACCUUACCUAACAAUGAUUUAAAACUGAGUAAAGUAAAAUAAACUAAACUAAACAAAAUCAAAUCAAAAUAUGGCUAAUCUAAUACUGACUAGAAAUGGUAUGAUAAUGGGUGAUUUUGUCAUCGACUACUAUCAUACAGAAUAACACUGCAAUGUAGGACUUGCAUGACAGGCAGUGUCAUCAAACUGGAAUGGGAAAUUGAUGUGGAGACCAAUUACUGCCUCUACAAAUAGCAUGUAACAGGACUUACAGAAUGAUAAAGAGGAACAUGUACAACAUACCUUCAAAAUCUGAAGAGGCUGGCAUUUUUGGAAUGACCAGAUAAUUACAGCAUUCAUAAGGGGAAAAUUAAGACUCUUCAUCUAGUAUUAGGAUAAUUAAAUCACGGAUCAGAUAAGCAGAACAUAUAGUCCAUAGGUGAACCAAGAAAUACAACAUUUUGGUUAGAAAGCCUUGAGUUAAUCAUGUUAGGGACCCAUGUAUAGUUGAGAGAAUAAUAUUAAAGUGGAUAUUACAUAAUGAAGUUGUUAACUGGCUCAGGAUAUAAACUAAAGGCAAUAUUUUGGGAACAUGGGGUUCCAUAAUGGAAUUUGUUGAGCAGCUGAAUAACUAUUAGUGAAUAAAAGUACAGGUCACUUGAGAUAAAUGAGUUGGUAAUGGCCAUCAUCUGAGAUAAAGUGACAUGCAUUAAAGCAUGUUUUAAAUUUGAUACAGCAAGUUCCUUUCAGGGAGGACAUAUUUUAUUUUGUCUGUAUUAGCAGUGAACUUGUCAGAGCUUUUAAUUCAGUAAUGUAAACAAUAAUGAACAAAUUAAACGUUGGCAGAAUAAAUGUUGUUUGAAGGUCUUAAUUAUGAGUAAUAGAAGUAAAAUUGUAUCAGUUUAGAAUGUCCAUAGUUUAUUAUUUAUUCAUAAAUAUAGUGGUUUGAUCCUGUGAAUUGAUUGUUGCACGUUUAAAAUUGAGUUUUAUAUGACAUCACAUUUUGUGUUGCAUACUACUACUUUGCUUACUAUCAACUAAUUUUUUGUCUGGCACUUGCUGCUGUUUUCUUUGUGUGUAACAGGUUUCUGAACAGUGUUAUAUGUCAAAAAUGCAGGCUACAGUAUUUAACAUGUACAGUAAAGAAACUGUAUUGUAAAAAUGUAAUUGUCUUUUUAACAAUGAAUUCAUGUUUUGUGAGCAUAAGAGUCCUGUAAUAUGUUAUGGUCCAUAAGACAAGCAGUUGUUCAAGUUUUGGUGUGGCUAGAAGCUGGAACCUGUGCAGGGUCUUUCAUAUGCAUUUAUUUAUGUACUACUAUUUUGUCUGUUAUAUCUGUUCAAACUGUGAACAAUAAUAUUGACAUCAAAAGAGUUUUAGAAAAAAGGGGAAAUAAAGAAGGACAGGAUUGUAAUAAAUAAUUUGUGGACCUAUCAUGUAAUUUUAUUUUUAUUGAUUCACUGGAUUAUGAAAUAAAUAUGUGAAACUUCCAUACUUUAAACAGA
Molecule: messenger RNA, 3188 nt
Organism: Zootermopsis nevadensis
Lineage: Eukaryota; Metazoa; Arthropoda; Insecta; Blattodea; Termopsidae
Product: putative palmitoyltransferase ZDHHC24
Molecular function (GO): palmitoyltransferase activity
Source: RefSeq, a predicted model, not a curated record